AUGAAGAAAAGCGAGAAUCUUAUCGAAUACGAAGGUACGAAAGUACAUUGUACCUUCGUACCUUCGUACGAAGGUACGAAGGUACCAAGUACGUGUACUGUAACGUGUACAGCUGUACUCGUACUGUACAGUCAAAUGUACGUUGUACUACCGGAAGUACGAAAGUAUUACGAAGGUAUUUCCGUACGAAAGUACGUGUACAGAUUGAUACGUGUACUUCCGGAAGUACCUUCGUAUCAAUUCUAUUUCCGUACUUUAAGUUAUUUAUUAUCAUAUUUAUUACCUUCGGUAUCAUAUUGUACAGAUGGACACGAAGUACACGUACACGUAGGCAGGGCAGUUGCAGGGCUACACGCACACGUACACGUACUGUAG
Molecule: messenger RNA, 375 nt
Organism: Micromonas pusilla CCMP1545
Lineage: Eukaryota; Viridiplantae; Chlorophyta; Mamiellophyceae; Mamiellales; Mamiellaceae
Exons: 1
Coding region: 1-375 (124 amino acids)
Source: RefSeq, a predicted model, not a curated record